Molecule: messenger RNA, 3849 nt
Organism: Prorocentrum cordatum
Lineage: Eukaryota; Dinophyceae; Prorocentrales; Prorocentraceae
Source: the annotation of a GenBank genome assembly
AUGCUGGCUGGCAUCUGGCUCACCUUCGUCAUCGACGAGAGCGCCAGUGCCAACCUGCUGUCCGUGCUCGCCCAGGAAUUGCAUGGCGUCCUGGACAUGCGCCGGAAGAGGUACUCGAAUGCCGACGGGGGCGGCGACAGCUUGUCCGCCCACAGGGCUGCGGUCCUGUCUCGCACAGUCGUCCCCUACCAGGAGGCGGCCGCGAUCACCGAGACGAGCCACGUGAGUUUUCGGUGCAGCCCCGGCUGCCUCCGGGGCCCGCGCCUGCCGCUGCUGCUGCUGCAGACCUUCCGGCCCUACGCGAUGCCACGGCCCGGCCUCCUGGCGCUCUGCGAGCUGUGGCUCAUGCUCGCCGGCCUGGAGUUCCAGUACGCCAGGCCCCUGGCGCAGUGCGCCUCCGCGGUGUGGCGCCUCAGCGACGAGGCUGGGCUCGCCGGCGGGGCGCGGCAACCGCGGGCCGGGGCGGCGGUCGCGGGGACGGCGACGCCCCGGCUGUCGCAGCUGAGGCAGCUGUGCGAGCUGGCCGUUCGGGUGGCGGGCACGCUGCCCCGGCGGCGGGGGUCCGUGCGCCACCGCUCCUCCGUGGGGGCGGCCUCUGGCAGCAGCUCGCUCGGCGCUGAUCGGCGCAGCACCGUCUCGGCCCACUCCGACCGGCGCAGCAGCAGCAGCGGGGGCCUCGGCGAUCGGCGCGCCAGCGCCGUGGGCGUCGCUGGCGGCGAGAGGCGCCCCAGCCUCGCCGGCUCCGCGGCGGGCCUGGCGGCGGGCCUGGCGGCAGGAGAGCUGUGCCCAGAGGCGCCGCCCUGGGCGCGCGUCGGGCUGUACCUGGCCUUUGAGGAGCUGUUUGGCUGCGGCGGCGGUCGGGUCGGGCGGCCGUGCUUCAGGCAGGUCCAGCACCUGCUGCUUAUCUCCGACGAGGAGACGCAGUCGGCCCGCAGGUGGUGGGACACCUGGGACGCUCGCGUGCACGCCACCGAGGCCUUCGGCGCGCUGGGGCUCGCCUGCUCCGAGCAGCAGGUGAACGCGGUGGUACAGAUGAGAUGCUGGCUCCGCGCGGACGGGAGCGAUGGCCCGCGCACUCGGGGUGUCCUCGUCCUUGCCGACAGCGCGCUGGGCAAGUCCGUGUGCGUCGACGCGCUCGUCGAGAGCCUGUCCAUGGCGGGUGAGCCCCAGGAACUCCGGCGCCUCAACGCCGCGUCCCUGGUGCUGGACGCCGCCGACGCGGCGCUGCGGCCGUCGGAGUCGGGGGCCAGAUUCGCUCCUCAGCCGGCCGAGCUGGGCGUGCUGGACGGCUCGGGGGCGCGCGCCGAGGAGGGCCCUGCGCCGGUCCGGUCGGUGCUUGUGCACAUUGACGGCGAAGUCGGCUGCUCGCUGCAGGGCGGCCUCGCCGCGGCGCUGGCCGGCGUGGGCGAGGUGGGCAUGGUGGGCCAGGCCGGGCUGCACCUCUCCGAGCAGUCCUGGCUGACCCUGGGCCCAGGGGCGUCCCAGGCGCACGGGAGCCUCGGGCUGGUGCUGGAGAUGUCCCCCGACGCCUCGCGGUCCCUGGGCCCCGACCUCGUCGCCCUCUGCGGCGUGGUGCACCUCGGGGCGCCCGGGGGCGCCGCCGAGGAGCGGGAGGUCUUCGUCGGGGGCUGGCUCGAGCAGGCGAGGGCGCGGUGGGGGGACGCGCUCGCUGGGGUGCUCGGCAACCUCAUCGAGGCCAUGCUGGAGCCGGUGGUGCUGCUCCUCUUCGGCGACGUCGCCCUCUCCGCCGACGGCGCGCGGGUGGAGGGCGACCUGCCGCCAGACGCGCCCGCGGCGCGCGUGCUGCUGGAGGCCUUCACCAGCGCGGAGGUGAGGAAGAUGCGGCGGCGCCUGGCGCUCUCGCGCCCGGCCGGCCUGGACGGCCUCUCGUCCGACUGGGCGCUGGGCCCGCUGCCGCGGCACCUGGUCCUGCUGCAGGUCCGCGACGCCUUCUUCGCGUUCUUCGGGGGCUGGCACCGACGGGCGGCGGCGAAGGAGGCCAACCCCUUCCUGCAGGAGCCGCGCCCGCGCGACCCCAGCGCCGCGGGCGAGCCCGCGGCCGCCCCCGGCAUGGACUCGGCCAGCGCCUCGCCGGGCGACGGCGAACCCCGGGAGGCGGCGGCGAGCGCGUCGCAGGUCACCGUGGGCUUCCUGUUCGCGCUCUCCUGGGGCCUGGCGCCGCUGCUCGCGGAGGCCGCGCUGCCCCAGUUCCAGGAGGUGCUGGCCCGGCUCUACGAGGUGGCCCCGGGCAAGGCGGGCGGCGUGCCGCUGCCCUCCGAGUACAGCAUCUUCGACGCCGUGCCCGAGCCGUCGCUGCGCCACUUCCAGCACAUCGACAUGGUGCUGAGCGAGCCCGAGAAGGCGGACCUCGACGCGUACGUGCACGUGCCCACCAAGACCGUCCGGCGGUUCCUCUCCCUGGCCAUGGUGCUGGCGCCCUCGCAGACGCACAUGUGCCUCCUGGGCCCCCCCGGCAGCGGGAAGAGCGCGGCCGUCGGCGCGCUGAUCUCGAGGCUCCCGCUGCAGGCGGCGCCCGCGGCGCUGCCGCCGUUCCACUCGAUCCCGCAGGGCGGCCGCGCACCGACGGCCAGGCCCUUCGGCGGCGCCGUGGCGGCGAGGUACCUGAGCGUGGCCCCCUGGACGCCGAUGGGGCUCUGGGAGCGGGUCCUCGCGCGCGACAUGGUGCCCAGCAGCCGGCGCGGCCUGCGCCCCGCGCUGGGCACGUGGUGCCUCUGCGUCGUGGACGACUGCCACUGCGCGCCCGGGCCGCUGGCGGAGGCCUGGCGCUUCGCCCUGGAGCGCGGGCUGGUGCACCUGCCUGGCGCCUCGGGGGCGCCCCCCCGCGGGGUCCAGAAGGCGGGCGCGGCGGGUGCGGGGCCCGCGAGGCGCGCCGGCCUCUGCGGCCUGCGCAGCGUGGAGGGCGCGGCCGUGCUGCUGACGGCCCGCUCCGGGACCGCCUUCUGUGAGAGGCGGAGCCUGCUGCGGCACCCCUGGCUCUUCAGCAUGGAGGAGGUCUCCGAGACGGACAUGCUGAACAUCAUCGGGGACAACAUCUCGCACUUCUCCUUCGUGAAGGACAUGCCGUCGGAGAUCCAGGCGCGCAAGAUGCGCUACGUGCGCCUGGUCCAGGGGUACAUGCUGCGCCUGCGGCAGAGGCAGGAGCUCGCGUCGGCGGUCACGCUGCACGCGUUCUUCCGCCUGUUCAAGAGCCUGCUCUGCCUGUCCACCAGCUGGCUGUCGGAGCUGAAGGCCGCGGACUUCCACGCCUUGAUGCUCCACGAGCUGGUGCGGGAGACGGUGGACCGCCUGGCCACCGGGCGGCAGCGAUCCGCCGCGCUUGCGAACCUCGCCGAGCUGCAGCUCGAGGUCUUCGGCGGGCUCGUCAACGUUGAGGGCAAGGACAUCGUGUACCCGUCGCCCGGGCUGGAGAGCACCCCCGCCGAUGGCGCCGAGGCGCUCGGCGGCCUGAGCGACAGCAGCAGCGAGGACAGCGACGGCGCGGCCGCCGCGCCGCAUGCGGCGGCCCCCGCGGCGGGGCGGGACCAGGUUCGGCUCAUGGCUCGGGCGCUCAGGGAGCUGCGCUUCGCGACGCUGCGCCUCGAGGGUGUUCGGGAGAGCCGGGGGCCGCCGGCGCGGCGGGAGAGCCGGGAGCCGCCGGCGCGGCGGGAGAGCUCGGGCACCGGCGGCGUGACCAGCGGGCAUGCCUACAGCGACGUCACGUCGAAGUACGAAGAGCUGUGCCGCACCAUUGGCCACGACCUGCAGGGCCGCUGGCAGCUGCGCGACUACCUGCCGCCGCUGCUCGCCAACACCCGAACCUCCACCCCGCCUCGCGCAGCGCGCCCCUGA